AUGGAGAUGGACGUGAUCUCGAGUCGCCUGGCAGAUGCGCUGCACAUCCCCCCGCUGAACAGCAACGUGGCCCUGGAGUGCAUGGCGCCCUUCAAACGGCUGGCCUGUCGACCCCUUUCGGAUGGAGACCUCGAGCAGCUUCACCUGCUGCUUCUGAUCAUCUCCGCAGACACGUCCCCGCCCUUAGCUCGCCUUGCACGCCUGCCGAUCGUCCCCACGGAGUCGGGCCACCUUGUCAUCCCUGAGAACGAGAACGUGUACAACGUUGGGGUCGGUUUCCAAGGCGUGAUCCCGGGGGCCAAGACGCUGAGCUCGCGCUUCGCAGCGCUGAUGCACCAGCGUGUCGCCGGGCUCCUUCAUCGUGUGGGUGUGGAGCACGCUGAGGGCCUUCAGUUCUUCAAGCAGGUGCUGGUGCCCUUCCUGACCAGCGCCACUCAGCCGGGCGUGGAGGAGCUCCUUCAGUGCACGCACGCGGCGCGGCGCUUCUUGCAAUCCUCUGAGCAUGUGGAGGACCUCACCCCACACCUCCGCAGUGGCAUGUGGGUGGCCUCAGACUGCCAGACGCGUGACUCCUUGGAGACGAGGAGCGUGUGCUGGUGCAGCCCACAGAACCCGCUUCACCUUGCGCCCCUGCCCGAGAGCUUGCGGAAAGUGUACCCGCAGAAGUGGCUUUAUGUCUCCAGCGCUUACCUCCAGAGCGAUGCCGAGAUUCCAAGCUGGCAGAAGUUCUGGACAUCCCUCGGGGUGUGGCCCGCCUUCGCGGUAGCAGACGGCCAGAGCCAGGAGCUCACUGCACUUCUCCGCGCUCUCUCCAGCGCCACCGACAGCGGGGCAGUGGCUGUGUCCUUGGUCUCCUUCCUCGCCCCCCACGGUGAGCUCUAUACGCCCUACUUGCAGGCGGGAGACGGUGGCAGCGACAGAGAAGGCGCAGCGACUCACUCGGUCCGCCAGCUGCUGGAGUCCAGGCCCUGGCUGCCCACCCGAGGCGGCGAGCUGGUGAGAGUCCAAGACUCCUGGAUACCGGCGGCCAACCCGCUUCCCUUGGAGGAGCCCUUUGCCUUCGCGCCCGUGGUGGCCGAGCUGAAGAAGACAUGGACUGCUCUCAGCUUCAAGGCCGCAGCCUCACCCCGAAACCUGGUGGCCAUCAUCCGCAAGCAGGCAGCGGCCCGGAGGCAGCAUAGCGUUCACGAGUGGAGGUGCCUCUACGGACGUCUGAUGCAGGUCUUGGACUUCACCGGGUCCGAUGUGGAGAGCCAGGAGGCCCUGGACUUCCUUCGCACCUCGAGGUGGAUUUUCGUGCCGGAGCACCCGCGACUGCUUUCGGGCAAGCGCGACGCCUUCGAUGACAGAGGGGCCGCAGUCCCCCGCAAUGGCCAGUUUUGCUCCGUGGCGGAGGUCGGGGGAAAGGAGGGGUUCGAAGUGAAGGUGGCCGUGGAUUGCUGGGUUGUUCCGAGGCGUUCGGGGCUUGCGGUGGUGUGCGAGGGAGCUCAGCUGUCAACCGUUUGA
This is a messenger RNA of Symbiodinium natans, 1506 nucleotides long. The record is from the annotation of a GenBank genome assembly. NCBI's taxonomy places the organism in Eukaryota, Dinophyceae, Suessiales, Symbiodiniaceae.